AUGGCGGAGUCGACCGAAUCAACCAUCGAUAAAGCUCUAGAUAAAGCGCUAGAACGUCUCAAUGUGAGUCGAGAGAAGGAGAAAAUUAUUCUUAAGAGGGAGCAGGAAACGGCUGUGAAGGAGCUGCUUGCUGGACGGGAUGUCAUGGCAAUUUUGCCCACAGGGUUCGGCAAAAGCCUAAUAUUCACCGUUUUUGCCAUUGCGAAGGAGCAAUUGCGAUCAGAAAAGACGUGUGUGAUUGUGGUUUCCCCUUUAAAAAGCAUAAUUGACGACCAAAUUGCCGAAAUGGCGUCUUUAGACUUCACAGCGUUGGAAUUGUCUGGCGAAAAUUUGACGUCUGUUCUGCGUGACCCGCCACAAUUCUUAUACUGUACUGCAGAAAAUGUCCUCCAAACACCAUUUCUUGGUGAACUGAAGAACAGCAACACAGCUAUUCAUAAAGCAGUAUCGGCGAUUGUGGUUGAUGAGUCUCAUACAGUUGAAUCAUGGACGGGAAAGAGGUGAGAGGAGAAAGCAAGUUAUGUUGUUAUUAUUUUACAUGAGCUUGAAAUCCUAUGUGCCAUCAAAACUUGAAAUUUUUGCCACGCAAACUUGAGCUGAAAUCUGAAUUGUUCUUUGCAUUGUCACAAUCAGGAAAGGAAAAUCCGCAAAGCCUAAUCGUGUGUUUCGUGGGGCAUAUGGCAAACUGUCAAUGCUUCGAUCGAUGUGUAAAGAUGGUGAGUAGGCACAGAUUGGCACAUUGUUUUGUUUUGUUACUAUGACUUUGAAUCAAUUAAUCAAAGACUCUAUUUAACUUCGAAAUUGUUUCUUGCAAAAUGCAUAAAAUAUUAUUAAAGUACAUCAAUAAGUGAAAUAAAUAGGUAGAUACAUAUAAAUAAGGAAGAUAAAAAUCAAAUAUUUUAGAAAAAACUAUACAUGUAUGUGGCCAUGUAUGUACAGGUAAUUUUCAAAAUUUAACAUUGGACACAAAAAGAACAGCAUUUAUUAUCCAGCUGAACAGUGUUUUUUUAAUGCAAUGUUAAAGGCAGCAAGAGAAGUAGACACACGGAUAUUAAAUUGAUAGCUUACCUUUGUCUGCUGUAUAGGAUUAAUAUGGAUAUGGUGACCCUUUCCUUUAACUCCAUUGUUAUUCUGUUUAUUUAAAGGAACUCCAGUGUUAGCCCUAACCGGUACUGCAGACAGCGAUACAGAGAAUACAGUUAUUAGCGAACUGCUGAUGAGGAACCCGGUGACACUGUUUGUAAGUCCAAACAGAGUUAAUUUAAGACUUUCGGUUCACAAGGUCCCCAGGUUAAAUAUGUUGAAGCAUCUUGAUUGGCUUGUGGAUAUGAUCAAGCAGCAUGGGAAGGAUACCCCCAAAACUAUUAUCUUCUGCGAUACACUAUAUUCUGUUGCAAGUGUCAUGAACUACAUGAUGAUGACACUGGGAGAGGGUGCUUUUUAUCCAAGAAAUUCAAGGAAACAUGAACACUGUUUGUUGGGAAUAUUCCAUUCCCUUUCACUCAAGGAAUACAAGGAAAGGUUGCUUCUUUCUUUUAAAGGCCAAGGACUCAAACGAGUAGCUAUAGCUACAACGGCACUUAGUAUGAGUGUUAAUUUUCCUGAUGUCCGUUAUGUAGUGCACUUUGGCCCUGCAAGGAACCUUCUUGACUUUCAUCAGCAAGCAGGGCGAGCUGGACGGGAUGGGAACCCGUCUGACAUUAUCGUGUUAUUUUAUGGGCAGCAGCUAUCUCACUGUGAGGAUGACGUCCGUUCUUUUUUAAAAUCUACUACAUGUUACCGUGUUGCAAGCUAUUCAAGUUUUGACCCUGAUAUUGCUCCAUUGCUUCCAUCUCAUGACUGCUGUAAUUUUUGUGCAAAGAAUUGCUGCUGUGACAGCCCAGACAGUUGCAAAGGACCACUCAAACCAUUUGAAAGGGAAUCUACAGCUGAACAAGAAAACCCAGCCCAAUGUAGACAUGUUUCAGAUGAAGAGAGAGCCCUUUUAAAAGGUGCACUCUCAGAGCUGGAGUCAAGUAUGUCCCAAGGCUAUGGAAGAAGUGCAUUUGGGUCAGCAUCGAGUCACGGCUUCUCAAAAGAACUCAUCUUUGAUGUGGUGGCACAUUGCCAUAAAUUGUUUUCAGUUGAGGAUAUCAUUGUGAAUGUUCCAGUUUUUUCAAGGAGACAUGCUGUUGCAAUACUUGGUAUUUUGAAUGAGGUUUUCGAUGACAUAACUGAAAACAAUUUUUUAGGUUCUUUUACAGAUGCUAACAAUGAUUAUUUUAACAGUGAAUUUGAUAAUCUACUAGAGAGCUGUUACGAGGACUUUGUAGAAGACUUUGCAUUUGAUCCUGAUGCUUUGCCAGAGUGA
Porites lobata is the source of this 2350-nucleotide messenger RNA. NCBI's taxonomy places the organism in Eukaryota, Metazoa, Cnidaria, Anthozoa, Scleractinia, Poritidae. The record is from the annotation of a GenBank genome assembly.